This is a messenger RNA of Suricata suricatta (meerkat), 1312 nucleotides long. RefSeq names its product cytokine receptor like factor 2 (gene CRLF2). The record is from RefSeq and is a predicted model, not a curated record. Gene Ontology annotation, cellular component: external side of plasma membrane. The coding region runs from base 1 to 1134 and encodes 377 amino acids. Gene Ontology annotation, biological process: cytokine-mediated signaling pathway. Gene Ontology annotation, molecular function: protein binding; cytokine receptor activity. The transcript is spliced from 7 exons. Lineage: Eukaryota; Metazoa; Chordata; Mammalia; Carnivora; Herpestidae.
AUGGAGCACGAGGGGGUCCCAGGGGCCCUCAUCAGGCCAGACCCCCCAGCCCAGAGACGCCAGACGGCCUGUCUCGCACCUGUCGCGGAUGCACUCAAUGCCAGGCUUGGUUGUGAAUCUCUGGCGUUGGUCCGACCGUUUCGAGCAUUCGUUACUCUCAUCGUUGCCGAUGUCCUUCUACGCAUCUCCGACCGUGUCCAGCACCCCCUCCAAAGGUCCCCCGUCUGUCUCUUUUUCCCAGAAGGAGCGCUGCAGGUUCAGAUCAUCAACUUCAACUUCGAGGCUGUGCAGGUGACGUGGAACAGGAGCGAACCGCCCUCCGGGACCAACCUGACUUUCUUCUACACACUCAGCAGCGAUGCGGACGGCAAGCAAUGCCCCCAUUACAUCCUUCAAGACGAUCGCACCGCUGGCUGCGUCUUGGAGGCAAGAAAGGAUGAAAUCCUGUGCUUCUCCGUGGGGGACGGAGCGGCGGUGCUGGUCCAGAAGUGCGAAUGGAUCAGCGCUUACCUGAAACCCAGCUCCCCCAGAGCCCUGACCUUCCGGUGGCACCGAGAAGCCGUGACCGUCUCCUGUUCCGAGCUGCCCUACAAGCGUCUCCUCUACGAGGUCCAGUUCAAGAGCACAUUCGACACCGAGUGGCAGACGCAGGAGGGAGAAACCUGCAAUGUCACCGUGGAAGGCUUGGACGCUGAGAAGUGUUAUUCCUUCCGGGCCCGCGUGAAAACCAUGGAGUCCAGCUACGGCCCCGACACGUACCCGAGUGACUGGUCCGAGGUGACGCACCAGCAGAGGGGGGAGCCCAGAGAUUCCUGCCCGGGGAGAACGCUUUCCUCCAAACUGAUGUUGAUCUGUGGGCUGGUGGCCUUGCUGACCGCGUGCCUCCUGGUCCUGUCUCUGUGGAAAGUGCGGAGACUCCAGAAGCUCCUCAUGCCCAGCGUGCCUGACCCGAAGGUCACCUUCCCUGGGCUCUUUGAAUGCCAUCAGGGAAAUUUCCAGGUAACCGCCGCCGCCGGGCAGUCCUCCAGGAUUCCCUCCUCCCACCCGGGCAGCUCCGCAGCUGCGCCUCAACCCCCCUCUGCCGGCUGCCUCCUUCACCCCCUGUUUCCUGAAACCAGAGCCUCACCUUUGUAGUUUUCUCUCGGUGGGACACAGAGCCUCAGGGGGGCGGCCUGCUUCCCAUCAAUCAGCCCCCAGAUCAGUGCCCUCAAGGGAUUUUCCAGCGCAAUCGACCCUCCCAUCUCCCCAGGAAGUGAGGCUGCUGAUAGGCGACCUCCUCGGCGGAAACAGACUGACUUCCGCUUUUCAAACG